Messenger RNA from Symbiodinium sp. CCMP2592, 1125 nucleotides. The record is from the annotation of a GenBank genome assembly. NCBI's taxonomy places the organism in Eukaryota, Dinophyceae, Suessiales, Symbiodiniaceae.
AUGUCGAUGUUGGUAGUGAUCGUGAUGGUGGCUGCGGUGCCGAUGGCAGCCGCCCUAAUGGCUCUUGAUGUUGCCUUCCUCGUUCGUUCCGGUUUGGGUGCUGCACGUCGCAUCUCACUUGCACCCGAGGUUGUCCUCGCUGCAUUCGGCAUCAUUGUCUCCCAGUUGGGCUUUUGCGUGGCGUACGUGGACAUCAUCAUCACCACCCUGCUGGAGCCCAACCUGCUCGCAGACAAGAUCCCGGAAAGCGUCUUGCGCGUCGGCCUGGCCGUCGUGCUGUGCCUGCUGUCUUCCCUGCGAAAGUUGGACAGUUUAGCGAAGAUUUCUGUUCUGGCCUUGGCGGUCUACGCAUACCUGCUGGUGGUCCUACCAAUCCGAUGGGGCACUGAAGAGUUGACAAGUGGGCGAGCCCCGAGCUUGAGAGGCGUGUGGGGGAAGUUUGAACCCAGCAACCUGGGACUGUGGUUGGGAACGUCCAUCUUUGCGCAGGAGGCGGUUGUUGUCAGCCAGUGCGUGUACCAGGACAUGCGCCUCAGGGAUCACAGGGCAUUCCGGCCAAUCCUCGUGUCCAGCUUCGUGAUCUGUUCUGUUGCAAGCACCGCUUUAGCGGCCUUUGGGUGCAUGUGCUAUGGCGACUCGGUCAAGCAGGUCUUCUAUCUCAACUUCCCUGCCAGCAGCCUGGAUGUCACCAUUGCGGAGACAAUUCUUUGCCUCGUCCUGCUCCCCACCUUCGUCAUCCAGCUGUAUCCAGUGGCGAGGUGCUUCGAUGAGCUUCUAACAUGCGCAGGUUACGUCAGCCUUUCCUCGGAUGACUCCGACGAAACCUUGGAAGACUCCGAGGAGGGCAGAGGCCAAAGUUGCCUGGUGAAAGUCCUCGCGCGGUGGUUGCUUGUGAUCAUCUCUUGCGUGGUGGCUGCGGUGGUGCCGGACUUGGCCUGCAUCUCUGGCUACAGCGGCAGCUUCGCGAUGAGCGUGAUUGGCUUCUUCCUGCCACCGCUAUGCCAUCUGAAGCUGCAUCACUUCCGCGUGUCCACGCUGGACUGGAUUCUGAACGUGGGCUUGCUUGCAGUUGGGGUGACCGCUCUGGUCCUGGGUGUCAGCAAUACGCACUGCGGCGCGGAGUGA